This is a messenger RNA of Punica granatum (pomegranate), 1643 nucleotides long. NCBI's taxonomy places the organism in Eukaryota, Viridiplantae, Streptophyta, Magnoliopsida, Myrtales, Lythraceae. The record is from RefSeq and is a predicted model, not a curated record.
CCUUAGCUGUAUUCGAAAGCAAAAUUUGUGAUGUGAUUUUUCCUUUCGAAUGCCCCCAAAUGUUCUGAUCGCCUCCCAUCCCUCCCCUCCCACUAUAUAAAAACCCCUCAAAUCCUUUCUUCUUAAAAUCACACUCAUCCUUAAUUCCUUCGAUAUAACUACUAGCUAGACUCAUUUGGAACGAUGAAUCGAGCCUCUACCCUUAUCGCUUCGUACAUACUUGUGAUAUUCCUUUGCCCCUUGGUUGUCUCAGGGCGGCCUGCCACGUUUUUUGAGGACUUUCACGUAACAUGGGCCAACUCCCACCUCAGGCAGCUCGAAGGAGGGAGGGCCAUUCAGCUUGUUCUCGACCAAAAUUCAGGAUGCGGGUUUGCUUCCAAGAGGCAGUACUUGUUCGGGCGGGUGAGCAUGAAGAUCAAGCUCAUUCCAGGGGACUCUGCAGGAACUGUCACUGCCUUCUAUAUGAACUCGAACACCAACGAAAUUCGAGACGAGCUCGAUUUCGAGUUCCUGGGCAAUAGGAGCGGGCAGCCGUACACUGUCCAGACGAAUGUAUAUGCUCAUGGAAAGGGUGACAGAGAACAGAGGGUCAACCUUUGGUUUGACCCAUCUGCUGACUACCAUACUUACACCAUCCACUGGAACCAUCUGCAAGUCAUAUACUACGUGGACGACGUCCCGAUAAGAGUGUACAAGAACAACGAGGCAAAGGGGGUCCCGUACCCGAGAUCGCAGCCCAUGGGGGUCUACUCUACCCUGUGGGAGGCUGACGACUGGGCCACGAGAGGCGGGCUCGAGAAGAUCGACUGGAGGAAGGCCCCAUUCUACGCCUACUACAAGGACUUUGACAUCGAGGGUUGCCCUGUUCCAGGCCCCUCAACCUGUGCCUCGAACCCAGGCAACUGGUGGGAGGGCCUUGCCUAUCACAGGCUCAGUGCAGUCGAAGCCAGGAAGUACCGCUGGGUCAGGAUAAACCACAUGAUAUACGACUACUGCCAGGACAGGUCGAGGUACCCUGUCCCGCCUCGAGAGUGUGGAGCAGGCAUUUAAAUGACUCUUUAAGUCACAAGAUAUCCAAAAACCGAUACAUACACAUACAUAUACAGCAUACGUCUAUAGUACUCCCCAUGCACCUUCCCCAUAAUAAGUGCGAAAUCAUCAACAAAAUUAUUAGUAUACCCCUCGUCUUCUUAAAAAUUGCAAUUCCUCCCCCAUGUCAAACUUGUUUGGCCUCUCAAAGUCUAUGCUUAGUUAUAUUGGCGUUCAAUUCAAUUUUAUGUGGCAGUGAGGGUUAAAGAACGUUUUGCAGCAGCAUCUGAAUCGGAAAAAGCCACAUUUUCUUCGAAUAUAUGGGAAGUUUGAUGGAGUAUAUCAGUGCGUUUUUUGCCGAUAAAGGGGAACUAUAGAUAUGUUAUUUAAUCAUGUAAAUUAAAGGGGCGUGACUAUAAUUUUUCCAAAAUACAGGUUAUGGGCAAUGUGUUGGGGAAUCCUUGUACUUGUUUUAGGGUUUUAGUUCACGUGUUUGUGGAUUAAGGUUAAAUCACUGUGUCGGCGAGAUUUGUACCAUAAAAUUCUAUGCAGAAAAUUGUGUAUACUUGCUUUCUGUUUGUUCUCAAUAUAAAUAAAGUUUGAUUUGGAAAUAA